UCAGACCUUCUUCUUCUUCUUCACCGAGUCAUUCAUUUCUUCUGUAAGCGGUUUUCAUCAAGCAGCCAGACAAAACUUUUAACGAUCUAUCUUCGAACAAGGAUACUUCUUCAUUACCAUGGCAACCAGAAAUGCUUUGAGAAUUGUGUCUCGUAGGUUCUCUAGUGGCAAAGUUCUGAGCGAAGAGGAGAAAGCUGCUGAGAACGUUUUCAUUAAGAAAAUGGAGCAGGAGAAGCUUGAGAAGAUAGCGCGACAGGGUCCGGGAGAACAAGCAGCAGGUGAAGCAAAGGCAGCUAGUGGUGCAACAUCAACAGCAUCGGCUGAGUCAGGCCCAAAGGUGUCAGAAGACAAGAACAGAAACUAUGCAGUGGUGGCGGGUGUGGUGACUGUUUUCGGAGCAAUUGGUUGGUACCUGAAAUCAGGUGGAAAGAAGCAGCCAGAGGUCCAAGAGUAAUCGAAGUGAUUGAUGAUGGACUAGUGAGUGAAUAAAACAGGAAGUGGCAUUACACUCAUUCCUCUCUUGUGAGAAACUUUUGGAAUCAAAACAUCAUGUUGUUGCUCUCUUUGUUUUUGGUUAAUCGUGAAACAGUUUUUUUCGGAUUUUUGACUUUUUUUAGUUUCCGAAUCUUAACUCCAUAGACUUUUCAGAUC
Capsella rubella is the source of this 651-nucleotide messenger RNA. RefSeq lists its product as uncharacterized. The transcript is spliced from 4 exons. NCBI's taxonomy places the organism in Eukaryota, Viridiplantae, Streptophyta, Magnoliopsida, Brassicales, Brassicaceae. Bases 119 to 454 code for a protein of 111 amino acids. The record is from RefSeq and is a predicted model, not a curated record.